Anolis carolinensis (green anole) is the source of this 922-nucleotide messenger RNA. Its product is annotated as palmitoyltransferase ZDHHC19-like. Gene Ontology annotation, molecular function: protein-cysteine S-palmitoyltransferase activity. The coding region runs from base 51 to 830 and encodes 259 amino acids. The record is from RefSeq and is a predicted model, not a curated record. The transcript is spliced from 6 exons. Gene Ontology annotation, cellular component: endoplasmic reticulum; Golgi apparatus. Lineage: Eukaryota; Metazoa; Chordata; Lepidosauria; Squamata; Anolidae. Gene Ontology annotation, biological process: protein targeting to membrane; peptidyl-L-cysteine S-palmitoylation.
GGUUAGAUCAAAGCCUGGCCUUUGCAAUAGUGCCAGUUUUCCCUUGAGCCAUGGAGUCCAUUCUGGACGGACGCCAUACACUCACUUCUGUCGCUCUUUCCUUGUGUUAUUUUGCCUGCCUCUUGACCUGUGGCUGCCUCUUUUUGACACACGAAUGUAGCUGGCUAGCUCUCCAUGUCUCCAAGACUAUCCCUGUUGUUUUCAGCACAUUCCUGGUGCUGACCCUUGCUUUCUUCUUGCUCACCAGCUUCACGGGCACCACAAUUUUCUACAAAGCUUUUUCAGGAAUGGAUGAAGAGCUGAUGACCCAGGCCAUGACCAGGUACUAUACCAACUGGCGCUGGUGCCACAAAUGCCAGCUGUACUGCCGACCCAAAGCCUCCCGAUGCCACCGGUGCAAGACUCGCGUGAAGGGAUUUGUCCACUGCUGGAUGUGGAUAAACCACUGCGUCGGCUCCAAAAACUACUGCUUCUAUUUGCUCUUGCUGCUCUCUCAAAGCUGCUACGAACUGGCCAUCCUGGUCUGCUGCCACAUCUACGCUGCCUUCAACACCCAGCGGGAUUUCAGCAACGAUAAACAAUGCAUGUCUAUCGUGACCAUCGGUGCCGCUUUUAGCCUGUUGUGCCUGCUAAUCCUCCUCUGCAUCCAGAUCGUCAUCUUCUCAGAUAUCCGUCGCCAAGCCAAGUCCAAGGUGCAAACAGGCUGCUCCGUAGAAUGCCUUGAUCCCAAUGAAGACUCUUCUUCCUCCUCUUCCUCCUCGAAGUACCAAGCGACCCACUGUUGUCGUCUUUCUCCUGCGAGCAGGAUCCUCUCCGCUUCCGACGUCUGAUGAGCAUCUCGGAGACCCUCUUUCCGUCACAACCAAUGACUGCUCUACUUUUGCAUUGGAGAAACAGAGUUAAAAUAGAAAUCCCCUCCAAA